AAAGCGCAGAAGCCGUCAGUCUGCAGGAGCUGCAGUCCUUGUGUUCUCCUCAUCCUUCUCUAAAUGCAAAUGUUACAAAAUAGCAGCUAGUGUCAGCAGCUCAGCACAUAAUGGGUGCCAGUUUGUAGCAGGUACAGCUGGGAUUUUCUGGCAGGCACAGACACAAUAUGCCCAGCAUGCCUUUCAGUUUACUAGCGUUUGCUUGGUGCAGAAACCUCCUGAUGCACAAUCCCAUGCAGCAUGAUGCUGGGAAAAAUACCCGAGCACCUACGCGCAGGAGGAUAGGAAAUGUUACAGGCCUCGUGAUUUAUAGUUUGAUUACGCGCUGCUGAUGAAAUAUUAGCGUGUGUGCUGGAAGUGGGUCGUGCGGUAUUAUUUCUUUGCCAUUUUUGUGGAAGGAAAAAAAAAACUGUCAUGUGUUCUGGCAGAGAAAGCAGCAGCAGCAGCAACAGCGAGUCAUUAAGUCAGACUGCACCAUUUUCUCCUGGUUCGCCUUGUGCUGAGGUGCAGCUGGAGAGCUGUAAGGCGCUUACUGUCCUCCCCCGCUCCCCCCUGUCUUUUCUGUGCGUGUGGCUCCUUCCUUGAUUUAGUCAGAGGACACAGGCUUGCUCUGGGUCCCAAAAGGCCUUUUUUUUUGCUAUUACUGGAUUUAGGGGGAUGUAUGUUUUUUUUUUUUCUCUGACGAUGGCUAUCUGCUUAACCUAAAGCUUUCGCCUUCAGCAUCUGAUGUCUCUGCAGUUCUGGGGAGAAUCCGCCAGCUCUCUGCUUACCUUCAUUCACGGGCGUUAAAGAACCACCCCCCACCCACCCCCCCUUCACACACACACACUCUUCUACUAAAAUACUCUCUCACACUUCUGUUGCAUCAUUAAAUGGAGAUGGAAGCUUCUUCUGGAAGAGACCUGCUCAGCUGAGCCUGUAACAGAAAGUGCCGAUGCCUCUUUGAAACGGUUAGAAUCCUGGCUCGCAGCCUGCGCCCUUGGCAGAAGUCACCUGGAUUUUAUUGACCCUCCUGCGAAGUGAUCACUGGGAGCUGGUGGUUCCUUGCUGUCAGACCAUGGCUCACGCUGCUGCUCACAUUAAAAAGGCCAGGGAGCUCGAUCAAGCCCCUGAUUUGAAGGAGCUUGAAAAAGCCAAGGAAAGGAGAAGGCGCUCCCGGGAAAGAGCCGAACGUAAACGCAAGUCUGACAGCAACACGAGUUUCCUGCGAGCAGCCCGGGCUGGAAACAUUGACAAAGUGCUGGAGUAUCUCAAAGGAGGAGUAGACAUCAGCACUUGUAACCAGAAUGGACUCAAUGCAUUACACCUGGCAGCCAAGGAGGGCCAUGUGGACCUGGUUCAGGAGCUGCUAGGCAGAGGCUCAGCAGUUGAUUCAGCUACCAAGAAAGGAAACACUGCCCUCCAUAUUGCAUCCUUGGCAGGACAAGGAGAAGUUGUCAAAAUUCUGGUGAAGCAUGGGGCCGAUGUCAAUACACAGUCUCAGAAUGGCUUCACUCCUCUGUACAUGGCAGCCCAGGAGAAUCACCUGGAUGUUGUUCGGUACCUGCUUGAAAACGGAGGGAACCAGAGCACUGCCACAGAGGAUGGCUUCACCCCGCUGGCGAUCGCGCUGCAGCAGGGCCACAAUCAGGUGGUGUCCCUCCUCCUGGAGAAUGACACCAAGGGAAAGGUGAGGCUGCCUGCCUUGCACAUUGCUGCUCGCAAAGACGACACCAAGUCUGCUGCCCUGCUUUUGCAGAACGACCACAACGCCGAUGUCCAGUCCAAGAUGAUGGUUAAUAGGACAACCGAGAAUGGAAAGAGUGGAUUCACCCCCUUGCACAUUGCGGCCCACUAUGGGAAUGUCAAUGUUGCUACUCUUCUCCUGAACCGUGGAGCUGCAGUCGACUUCACGGCCAGGAAUGGCAUCACACCCCUGCAUGUUGCUUCCAAACGAGGGAACACUAACAUGGUGCGUCUUCUUCUGGACCGAGGGGCGCAGAUUGAUGCCAAAACCCGGGAUGGACUCACACCUCUGCACUGUGCUGCUCGAAGUGGGCAUGACCCCGCUGUGGAGCUGCUUUUGGAAAGAGGAGCACCUAUGCUGGCAAGGACAAAGAACGGUCUGUCUCCUCUGCACAUGUCUGCCCAAGGCGACCACGUUGAGUGUGUCAAACACCUGCUGCAGCACAAGGCCCCCGUCGAUGACGUCACCCUGGACUACUUGACGGCUCUCCAUGUUGCGGCUCACUGUGGCCACUACCGCGUCACCAAACUGCUUCUGGACAAGAGGGCCAACCCCAAUGCUCGAGCUCUGAAUGGUUUCACCCCCCUGCACAUUGCGUGCAAGAAGAAUCGAGUCAAGGUCAUGGAGCUACUUGUAAAAUACGGGGCAUCCAUUCAAGCCAUAACAGAGUCUGGCCUUACACCAAUACAUGUGGCUGCAUUCAUGGGCCACCUGAACAUAGUCCUCCUGCUUCUCCAGAAUGGAGCUUCGCCGGAUGUCAGCAACAUUCGAGGGGAGACAGCUCUUCACAUGGCUGCCCGUGCAGGACAGGUGGAAGUUGUGCGCUGCUUGUUGAGAAACGGCGCGCUCGUGGAUGCCAGAGCCAGGGAGGAGCAGACUCCUCUUCACAUUGCAUCCCGCCUGGGCAAAACCGAGAUUGUGCAGCUGUUGCUGCAGCAUAUGGCCCACCCUGAUGCUGCCACCACAAAUGGCUACACUCCUCUCCACAUCUCUGCCAGAGAAGGACAGGUUGAUGUGGCCUCAGUUCUCCUGGAGGCUGGGGCCUCACAUUCCCUUGCCACAAAGAAAGGAUUCACUCCAUUACAUGUGGCUGCCAAAUAUGGAAGCCUGGAUGUGGCAAAACUCCUCCUUCAGCGCAGAGCUCCCCCUGACUCUGCUGGCAAGAACGGCCUCACCCCUCUUCAUGUUGCUGCUCACUAUGAUAACCAGAAGGUGGCACUCCUGCUACUGGACAAAGGGGCGUCUCCCCAUGCAACAGCAAAGAAUGGUUACACUCCACUGCAUAUUGCUGCCAAGAAGAAUCAGAUGGACAUUGCCUCAACUCUGCUGCAGUAUGGGGCAGAGACAAACAUCGUGACCAAACAGGGAGUCACCCCUCUACACCUCGCCUCACAGGAAGGACACACUGAAAUGGUGACUUUACUGCUGAAGAAAGGGACCAAUGUUAAUGUGCCUACAAAGAGCGGACUGACAUCUCUCCACCUCGCAGCCCAAGAAGACAAGGUUAAUGUAGCUGAGAUUUUGGCAAAACAUGACGCAAAUCUUGAUGCGCAAACAAAGCUUGGCUAUACUCCAUUAAUUGUAGCCUGUCACUAUGGCAGCAUCAAGAUGGUGAACUUCCUUUUGCAGCAUAAUGCAAAUGUCAAUGCUAAAACUAAGAAUGGCUACACUCCACUCCAUCAGGCUGCCCAGCAAGGACACACUCACAUUAUUAAUGUGCUUCUGCAGAAUGGGGCCAAGCCUAAUGCCACGACUGUGAACGGCAAUACAGCCCUUGCGAUAGCGAGGCGAUUGGGAUACAUCUCCGUGGUGGACACGCUGAAGGUCGUCACAGAGGAGGUCAUCACCACCACCACAACGGUGACUGAGAAACACAAACUGAAUGUACCUGAGACCAUGACUGAGGUGCUGGAUGUAUCAGAUGAGGAAGUGCGUAGGUACUAUGAUGAUGAGCAGUUCACUGAUGGUGAAUCGAUCGACUUGGAAGGAAGCCAAUAUGGUAUUGACAGCAGAACCCCACUGUCUAACUACAGUGAUGACACUAUGACAGGGGAUGGAGGAGAGUAUCUGAGAGCAGAAGACCUGAAGGAGCUUGGAGAUGACUCUCUCCCUGGCCAGUACCUAGAUGGUAUGAAUUACUUAAGGUUCAGCUUAGGAGGACGAUCUGACAGUCGCAUGCACAGUUCAGACAGGUCUCACACCCCGAUCCACGGGUCAUACAUGAAAGACGGGCAGAUUGAGGACAUGAUAACUGCUACCAGCCACCAGAUAUCUGCCCUUGCCAGGGAGACUGAACCAUACCGCAUCAGCUGGGGAAAUGAGCAUUUGGACAAUGUGGCUGUUUCUGCCAGCCCCAUUCAUUCAGGCCGCUCCUCUCCCUGCCUUGACCAUGACAACAGCAGCUUCCUGGUGAGCUUCAUGGUCGAUGCCCGGGGCGGAGCCAUGAGAGGCUGCCGUCACAACGGCCUGCGCAUCAUCAUUCCUCCCCGGAAGUGCACAGCCCCCACAAGGGUGACUUGCCGCCUAGUGAAACGACACCGUCUGGCCACCAUGCCACCUAUGGUGGAGGGAGAGGGGCUGGCCAGCAGGCUGAUCGAAGUGGGCCCCUCUGGAGCUCAGUUCCUCGGUAAACUGCAUCUUCCCACUGCUCCUCCCCCUCUUAAUGAGGGAGAAAGCUUGGUUAGCCGAAUACUUCAGCUUGGGCCACCUGGAACAAAAUUCCUUGGGCCGGUGAUCGUGGAGAUCCCCCACUUUGCUGCACUGCGAGGGAAGGAGAGGGAGCUGGUGGUGCUGCGCAGCGAGACGGGGGAGAGCUGGAAGGAGCACAGCUGUGAGCACACUGAGGAGGAGCUGAACGAGAUCUUGAAUGGAAUGGAUGAAGAGCUUGAUCCUCCCGAGGAACUGGAGAAGAAACGCAUUUGCCGUAUCAUUACUAGAGACUUCCCACAGUACUUUGCAGUAGUGUCUCGGAUUAAGCAGGACAGCAACCUGAUUGGGCCUGAAGGUGGAGUCCUGAGUAGCACAGUGGUUCCACAGGUUCAGGCAGUCUUUCCUGAGGGAGCUCUCACCAAGAGGAUCCGGGUUGGCCUGCAGGCACAGCCAAUGAAUGUUGAGCUGGUGAGGAAGAUUUUAGGCAACAAGGCAACAUUCAGUCCCAUUGUUACUCUAGAACCCAGAAGAAGAAAAUUCCAUAAACCCAUCACAAUGACUAUUCCUAUUCCCAAAUCCUCUGCUGAUGGAAUAAUGAAUGGGUACAGUGGAGACACUCCAACCCUGAGAUUAUUGUGUAGCAUUACUGGUGGUACAACUCCAGCACAAUGGGAAGACAUAACAGGAACUACACCAUUAACAUUUGUCAACGACUGUGUGUCCUUCACAACAAAUGUGUCAGCAAGGUUCUGGCUGAUAGAUUGCCGACAGAUUCAGGAGUCUGUUAACUUUGCUACACAAGUUUACAGAGAGAUCAUCUGUGUCCCCUACAUGGCCAAGUUUGUCAUAUUUGCCAAAUCCCAUGACCCCAUAGAAGCACGUCUGAGGUGUUUCUGCAUGACAGAUGACAAGGUGGACAAGACACUGGAAAACCAGGAGAAUUUUGUCGAGGUGGCUCGGAGCAGGGAUGUGGAGGUACUAGAAGGGAAACCCAUCUAUGCAGACUGCUUUGGUAACCUGGUACCACUGACAAAAAGUGGCCAGCAUCAUCUCUUUAGUUUCUUUGCUUUCAAGGAAAACAGACUUGCACUUUUCAUUAAGGUACGGGACAGCACACAGGAGCCCUGUGGGCGAUUGUCUUUCAUGAAGGAGCCCAGAUCCUACCGAAGUCUGGUACAAAAUGCCAUAUGUAACCUAAACAUCACAUUGCCUGCAUACUCAAAGGAAUCUGAUUCUGAUCAAGAACAAGAGGAAGAGACCAGCAGGACACAUGAGAAAUAUGAAGAGGAGACUGAUUCUACUGAAACAUCUGCUCUGAAAAUGCACUUGAUUCGGGACUCUCCGGUCCUCGCAAGUCCCGAUUUACUCUCUGAGGUCUCAGAGAUGAAGCAGGAUUUGAUCAAAAUGACAGCCAUCUUAACAACAGACUCCACAGAGAAGUCAAGUCCCGUGGAAGGAGGUGGGCUUGAAAAGGGAACAGAUGACGAACCUGGAGAGCCUUUUGAAAUAGUAGAAAAGGUCAAAGAAGACUUAGAGAAAGUGAGUGAGAUUCUAAGACGUGGAACAUAUACAGGUAAGACAGCAUCACAGAAAAAAGAAGCGAUAAGCCAGGCAGCACGGCAAGAGGAAGAAUGGGUCUUACUCACUGACAGUGAAAUCGAAGAAGCCAAACAAAUGGCACCUUUUGAAGUUCAGGAGCCCUUAAUACAAGAAGUUAAAAUUGACCGAGGCACAUCUCGGCCAAAGACAGCUAAAGAUGUGAGUGGGAUGGUAUCCUAUUUGGCUGAAGAUCUAAAUGAGUUCCUUUUGCAACAACCUGCUAAAAUCCAUACUCCACCUGAAGGCGUUAUUGAAGAGCAUUUCAAAGAGGUUCGUGUUCAAAGAGGCAGUAAAUAUAUGUCUUUAGAACAGGAUACUAAACUUCCUCCAUCUGAUAUUAAAAAACCAGUGAGGAGAAAGUUAAAGGAAAAAAAUGACCAAAAAGAAUCUCAAAUUGCCACAUCUGAAUCUGACAUCUACAGGGUUAGCUCUGAAGAGUCUUUGGAUGAAAGCAUGAUUUUGAGUUCAGCUCCAAAAGAAGUGUCACCAGUGGUGGAGGAGACCCCUAUUGGUUCAAUUAAGGAGAAAGUGAAAGCUCUUCAAAAGAAGGUUGAAGAGGAGGAAAAGGGGCGUAAGCAAAUAAGCAGUAAAGCUUUAAGCAGUGAUGAAAGUAAAUUAUCUCAAAUUAAAAAAGAAACAAAAAUGCCGCACUCACCUCCUGGGAUGUCUUCUACAACAGAAAGACUCGAAGAGACUAUGUCUGUCCGAGAACUAAUGAGAGCCUUUCAGACAGGACAGGACCCUUCAAAGAGAAAGUCUGGGCUUUUUGAGCAUAAAUCUACAAAUCUGAUAACAGAACAUUCAACUGCAACCAAAGGAACAGAAACAGUAAAAACACAUUCCAUACAGUCAAAAACAGGAUAUGUCACCAAGAACCAUGAACAAACCACUUCUCUUUCUUUGGAUUCAUCUGAGAUUCAAGAUAGUGAAACAAGCAAAGAAAAUGAAUAUUCAAUAAUGAAGGAAGAGAUAAGCCCAAAACUUUCAACCAGUAUACCUGACAUGCUAUUGCAAGUUGAAAAAUGUGAAGCCAAGGUGAUCGAUGAGUUCCACAAAGAGACAGAUAUGCAAAUAAGUCCUGACAGGAAACAUUCUAUGGAUUUUAGUGAAGAAAUUAAAGCAGAACUUGAGGGAAGUGAUGAGUACAAGCAGUUUAGAAAGAUAUCUUGUCACGAUGAAAGUGAACCAAGCACCAAGCAUGAAGACUCAGGGGCUGUUCAACAUGAUCUCACAAUUGUCUUCCCUCCUGAGCUUUCCAAAGACGAGUUCCUGCCAGACACAGUCCUACAAAAUGGUGCCUUGGAUGACAGCUCCGAGAGCCUGAAACACGAGGGUGUUGCUGAUUCACCAAGUAUUAGCUUAGGUGAUGGCACACCUCAGAUGAGCUCAGAAGAAAGUUAUAAGCAUGAGGGCUUGGCAGAGACUCCAGAAACAAGCCCUGAAAGUCUGUCAUUUUCACCCAAGAAAAUUGAUCAACAAAUGUUAGAAAGAUCUAAGGAAUCGGGUAAAGAAAAGUCUGAAAGCUUAGCUAAUGAUUCUACUGCAGCAGACUCUGGAGUUACAACCUUUGAUGAGCAGCAGUCAACAGAAAUGACUCUCCCAACAUCUCCCACUGAGGAGACUGAUGAUCAAACCAUGAGUGAGUCAACUGGACUCAAAGGGGACACAGUUUUCUGUGGUGAAGACACUAAUGAAAAGAAAGGAGUAUCUUCAUCACCUAAACCAUCACAAUUUGGAUUACAUUCUAAAAGGGUUUCCGAAACUGUUGAUACAUUGUUAAGUUCAGAGGAUGACGUGGCACCUGAAAUUGCCAGCCAAGAGGUUCCUAAAUCUUCUGGAUUGCCAACUGAAAAGAGUGCUACAUAUUGUCAUGAUGGCCUAGAUCUGCCACUUAAAAAGCAAGACUCAGAAGCUCUUAGUCCAUUAGCUGAUGAUUCUUUGACCAUUAGUCACAAGGACUCAUUGGAAGCCAGUCCAGUUCUGGAAGAUAAUUCCUCACAUAAAACUCCAGAUUCUAUUGAGCCAAGUCCAACAAAGGAGUCCCCAUGUCGUGAUUCAUUAGAAAGCAGUCCAGUAGAACAGAAGAUAGGAGCUGGUAUUCCAGUAGUAGAACAGGCCAGUGGUCCUGCUUCCCAGACAUUUCCAACAAAGGCAGACUUCCCAGCUGAAGCUGUGCGUAACAGGCUCCUUAGGGACCCUGAGGGCAGCGCAGAUGAUGAUAGUUUGGAGCAAACAUCCCAAAUAGAAAGUUCAGGAAAAAGCCCUCUUUCACCUGACACCCCAAGCUCGGAAGAAAUCAGUUAUGAAGUCACACCUAAAACUCCAGACCUGCAGGUCCUGUCUGUACCCUCAAAACCACCUGCGAUCCCAGAAGAUACGGAGGAAGCAGAUGAAGAUGAUUCCUCAGAUAGCAGUGAGCCUCAAAAGAAAUUCACCCCAGAAGAAGAAAUGUUUAAGAUGGCUGCAAAAAUUAAAACUUUUGACGAGAUGGAACAAGAUGCCAAAUGCAAAAGAGAAGUCAGAAGAGAUUUUAAAACUACAGACGCUUCAGCUGUUUCUGAAUUUUUGGAAGGUCAGCCUAUAAGAAUAGUGUCUCCAGAUGAGAGCUCUUCAGAAAGUGAACCAGAGCUUACAAAUCUUGAAAAAGAUUUGGAUUCAGCUCUUUCUGUAGAGCCCAUAAUUAAAGUACAACCCCCAUCUCCUUUGCCCCCAGGCAUGUGUGAUGAUUGUAGCCCUGUAGAACCUGAAGAGCAUCAUGCAUACAGCUAUGUAGAAGCAGAAGAAGAAAGAACAGUACCACCUUCAGAACAUGAACAACAAACAGAACAAACUAUACUGACUCACAGCUGUGAACCUUCUGAUGGAUCUUUUGGAGCUACAGAAUGUUCACUGGUAUCUAUUUCUCAUGAAGGCAGCAUUAAGAAAGAAACAUCUGAUCAUCCACAGGUACCAGCUAGCAUAGAAUUAUAUGAAGAAACAAAAGAAGCUGAACAAGAAACAAGUCCCUAUGACAAUGUAAGUUUUCAUAUGAUUUCUAUCUCCACUGAUAGUGAAGAGUCAAAAAAGAGAACAACUGAUGAAAAGGAAGAGUGCUUUGAACAACUGAGUGAAAGUAAGGAGGAUAACAGAGGAACUGGCACGGUAACAGAAUGCCCUUCAAAACUGUCCUUUGGAGAUAGUCCGACAGAAACCAAUGCAAAAGAAGAAAUCAAAGGAGAACAUUUCGAAUGGUCUAGUAGAUCAGACAUUUGUGAUGAUUCUCAUGAUGAAUUUGAUCCCAUCAUGGAACGUGCACAGGAUCCAUGUAAGCCAGAUGUCUGUGUUUAUGAUGACAUUCAAGUAGAAGAUGCACCAGCAUCAGGUCUUAAAACUCAGUCCAAGGGAGUUACGGCAAGACCCGAAAGUGAUGUAGAUACCUGGAGUGCCAUUCGAGAAGAUGAUGAUGCUUUUGCAGCACGAGUCAAGGAGGAAGAGCAAAAGAUCCUUAGUUUAAUGGUCGAUCGACAGUCCCAAGGAGCAACUCCAGACACUACUCCAGGUAGGACACCUACAGAUGAAGGAACACCCACUAGUGAACAAAAUCCUUUCUUAUUCCAAGAAGGGAAAUUGUUUGAGAUGACAAGGAGUGGAGCCAUAGAUAUGAGCAAAAGGAGCUUUGAAGAUGAAAGUUUCCACUUCUUCCAAAUAGGUGAACAACCUUUUGAGGAGAUUUUGUCAGAUGAAGCCAGAGAAGAUCCUGUUGGAUGUGAAUCUUCUGAAGGGGAAAGUGCCGUUUCCAUUACAGUGUCAUCUUUGGAUAUAAAGACAGAAAAUGAUCUCCAUGACACAACAAAUGAUGAAAUAGAUUUAUUUCUUCCCCAGUCAGAAGCAAAUGAUGAUGAUCAGAGUCCUUGUACAGGCACAAUGGUCACAAAGUCUGAAUCAAAGUCCAGAAUCCCAAUUAAAAUGGGAAUUUCUGCAUCAACUAAGACCGUGAAGAAAGAUCCCCCAUGUCCUGAACUAACAGAUGGAAAGCCUGAGAAAAGAGAUGAAGAAAGUCCUGACACAGAGACAUCCAUUACAGAUGUACAACUGAACUUUUCAACGGUUACUAGGUCUGUAUAUUCUGAACAAGAUGAGGAGUCUUCUGACUCUUCUCCAGAGGAUCAGCAUUCAGUCAUUGAAAUGUCUAAAUCUGAUACAGAGACAGUCACUACUAGUGAACCAAAGUCAAAACUCCCAGUCAAAGAAUCUUCUUUGUCUGCUUCAUCAGCUGUAACAUCUACUCAGAAGGAGCCACCUCUGGAGGAAGAUACAAAAUCUAAAUCUAAAAUACCUGUUAAGCUUGGUGCAAUUAAGCCUGAAUCAACUUCUGAUGUUUCAUUAAAACGAGGAGAGUCCCUGAAGGAUCCAGAUAGAAAGUGUAAAAUACCUGUUAAGCAGGAACAAAGGAGCAAGUCUGAAACUGAUGCCUGCCCAUCAGGAGAUGGAAAAUCAAAAAGGUCUUCCAAAGUUAGAAGUUACUGUGAGGGAGAGUCUCAGGAAACAUCUCAGGACACUCAAAGCAGAACAGAAAGUGAUGAUGUUGUGAAACCAAGGACAUUCCAGUCUAGACUGCCUGUUAAGACCAAAUAUGGACAAACAUUCCAUACCUCUACUCCAGCUAAAGAGAACAAAGAACAGUUCUUUGAGCUUUACAAGCAUUCCAUUGAAUUCUUCGAAGAAAUAAGUGAUGAAGCCUCAAAGUUAGUUGAGAGGCUUACACAAGCAGAAAAUGAACAAGAAAUGAUUUCAGAUGAUGAAAGCAGCACCUUGGAAGUCUCAGUUAUAGAAAGUGAGGCAUGUUUUGAGUCACAGCUGCCUCUUCCCGAAGAUGUCUUUGACAUGAGACCUAUCUGGGACGAGUCUGUUGAGACUCAGAUGCAACUCAUUCCCGAUGAAAAUGUCCACGCCCAAUGUGAAGAUCCACAGGAUGAUGCAGAAAGAAAGGAGGAAAGAUUAGCUGUUAUUGCUGACCAUCUUGGAUUCAGCUGGACAGAACUGGCCCGGGAACUAGACUUCAGUGAGGACCAAAUUCAUCAGAUAAGAAUUGAGAACCCCAACUCAUUGCUGGACCAAAGUCAUGCUUUACUUAAGUAUUGGAUGGAACGAGAUGGCAAACAUGCCACAGAAAGCUGUUUAAUUCAGAAACUCACAAAGAUUAACAGAAUGGACAUUGUUCACCUCAUUGAAACAAAAAGCAUGAAGUCAUGUCAACAGCUGUCCUCACGAACCUAUGCUGAGAUUGAGCAGACAAUAUCCUUGGAUCAUAGUGAAGGAUUCUCUGCACUUCAUGAAGACAUCGACAGCCCCAGGACUGUGCGUCGUGCUGAGAGCACACCUAGUAAGACACAGCCAUCUGCAGGCCAGCAGCCACCUGUCGUGUCUGAAGAAGACAUAUCCGUUAGCUUCUCCUCAGUACAUGAAAGCACUCCAAAGUGGGAUGCAGAUACUACAGUUGCCGAUCUCUUGAGACAAGCGCAGAAAGAUAAGAUGCAAGCUGACAUGUACAGAGAAUCAGAGCUGCCAUUUGAAACAUUGUCUCUUGGUCCUAAACAACAUUGUGCUGUGGACCAAGAAGCAGAAGUCACAACCCAGCUGGCAUUUGAAAAGGAAAGCACAGAGUCAACACUUGCAAACUACAUGAGAGACUCUGGUGAACAAGAGAUAGCAGAGGAACUAGGUUUGCUGGAGGAUAGUUCAGAUGAAGAAGAGAUGGUAACGACCAGGGUUGUCCGGCGCAGAGUUAUAAUUCAGGCUGAUGAGAUGCCAGACAUUCCACCCGAGUCAGUGACAGAAGAGCAAUACACAGAUGAGCACGGCCACAUCGUUGUAAAGAAGAUCACCAGGAAAAUAAUUCGGAAGUUUGUGUCCCCGGAUGGCACAGAGAAAGAGGAGGUGGUAGUGCAGGGACCGCAGCAGGACCCAGUGAUUGCUGAGGAAGGUGAUGGCUACUCCAAGGUGCUGAAGAGAACAGUGCUGAAGAGCGAAAGUGACCAGACAGAGGUGACCUUCUCUGACCCCGCAGCAGAGGGCAGCUCUUCGGGGUUCCAGGUGGAGCCCACUCAUGGCCGAAAGGUCAGCAAGGUCAUCAAGACCACAGUUGUCCAGGGAGAGAGGAUGGAAAAGCACCUUGGGGACCCCUCACUAGCUACUGGUCUUCCAACGGCUGAAGACGACUUCCAGCAGGCCUUGAGUUAUGCAGGGGGCUUUGGAAAAAUUCACCUUCCACAUUUAGUUGAGCAGGAGAUUGUGAAGGAGGAUGGAUCAGUGAUCAAAAGGUCAACGAUGCAUAAGGCCUGCUGUCAGAAGAGGACUGUGGUAAGGGACGCGGAGGGGAAGCGGGUGCACGUGGAGCAGCUCGAAGACACUCCCGCGGCGCUGCGGCGCGACGACCUCCAGCGCGACCUGCACCAGCUCCUCAGCCGCUUCUGCACCGACGAGGCCGAGUGACACAGCCAGCAGCCGCCCCCCGGUUCCCAUUUCAGCCCCUCGCGCCCAUCCUGCUUGACGCACCGGACCCGGUUUGUUCUCGCGCACCUACGCUUUACCUAAAGACGCUGGAUUCUUUCCAGUGCUGAAUUGGAACAGAGCAGUUUUUGUUUCCCAAUUUUCUUCGAUUUUCUUUCCCGUUUUCUAAUUUUGUGACCAAAGAUAGCAUCCUGUGAUGUUGAGUUACGUAAAAAAAAAAAAUGAGAUAUUUUUUUUUGUUGUUGCUUUUUUCGCUGCUGUGUUAGAGAAUGACUUGCCAACGGGACGGCAAACUACAAUGUCUGCUUCAUCCACAGACCUCUUCAGAAGGGAAGGACGCUUUUGAACAUUUGUAUAUAUAUACUGUAGGUUAAGUGCUUGGACUUGGAUGGUUUGUUACACUGCCUAUCAUAACUGCACACAAACACAAAAGUCACUGAUCACAACAUCUAUUUUUCCUAGGGUAUCGUUUAACAAAGUAAUACCUGAUAUCACUAUAUUAAUCAGCUGCGUGUACAGGCCCAUUACAAAGCACUUAUACCAUGUGAUCGCUGCUGGAGUGUUUUGUCUUUGUAUGUCUAUAAUUGGGAGGGGAAUGGUGACUUGUAGGUGAUUUUAACAACAACAAUAAUAACUAUCACUAAACUGCAAGUUCUGGGGGAAGAAAGCGAAUGAAUGCUGUUGUCGCCAGAACCGACCAUGGCUCGAAAUGGUCCCGUGAACAUUCAGAACUGCAUAAGUGAGCUACCUUCUGUGUUGCACCAAUGCUCAAGAACCAGUAAUCUUUUACAAGCUAGAACUGCAGAAGGCUCCGAUAUAGCCCAGUAUUUUCCGCCUAAAGCUUUGCAACCACUUUCUUUCGGUCAGCUUUGUCCGUCUCAUCCUGUGUGUGCUGUGGUUCCUUUUCCCUCCUCUUCACUGCACUCUAGUAGACCUGGGAAUGAGGUGAGGCACUCUAUGUGUGUGAAAUUACUGUAAUGUCUGCAUUCAACUAUUUAUCAGGGUUGUCCUGUUUGUACGUGUGUGUGGUGGACAUGACUGCUGUAACCAUGUUUUUACUAAAUAACUUACGUACCAAGAGGUUCCUCAAUAGGACAAUGUUUUUCUAAUACAGAUGGGUACGAUGGGGGGCAUAGACGUGAAGGCCCACAAAA
Messenger RNA from Lepisosteus oculatus (spotted gar), 13617 nucleotides. Lineage: Eukaryota; Metazoa; Chordata; Actinopteri; Semionotiformes; Lepisosteidae. The record is from RefSeq and is a predicted model, not a curated record.